Molecule: messenger RNA, 410 nt
Organism: Caenorhabditis elegans
Lineage: Eukaryota; Metazoa; Nematoda; Chromadorea; Rhabditida; Rhabditidae
Gene: nssp-52
Product: Neuropeptide-Like Protein
Exons: 2
Coding region: 41-352 (103 amino acids)
Source: RefSeq, marked reviewed
AGACUUCACUUGUGACAGUUUCUUGUUUUUUAGGCACAAAAUGUUGUUCACAAGUUCACGAACAGUGGUGGUAGUCCUACUGGCUAUUGUAGUUCAGGUGCAAGGAUACUGGUUCUCUCAAAGAAUCCAACAAUUGGAUAAUGGAAUGGAGCAGAUGCCACAACAAGAGAUGAGAGCAAUGAAAAAAACAUUCCUUCCACCCCGUUAUCAGAAUCUUUGGGGACAAGGUGAAUCGAGCAAAGUGGUAGGAAGUUCUGCAUUGGCUCCACGGAAUAUGGACGAUUACAAGAUAAGAACACAACAGAGACACGUGUUUUCUUGGCAACCAACAAAUGUGUUCAACGAGUGGUAAUGAUUACACAUUAAUACUUUCGAAGUUGACAAUAUUAAUAAAGUUGAGAACUAAUGUG